GCCCUCGGCUUUUGCCAGUCGCCCCAAGAUGGCCGACACAAUGAGUUGAUCCGCGUCGGUUGCUCGAGAGCCUACAGCGAGAAGCAACGGUCGGCGAGGCCUCCCUGUCAGGAGAGCGUGGCACGAGCAGGAGGAGGGAGAGGACCAGGCGCCCCGACUGUCCGCCGCUCUCGCGCUCGCCGCCGGCGCGGCGCCUGCCCUGCCUGGGUCGGCCCCUCGGCUGCCCGCCCGCUCCCUCGCUCGCUCGCUCGCCUGCCCGCUCGCCGCGGGGCCCCGCCCCGGCCCUGCUCCGCCGCUGCCGCCAUGAAGCUGACCGACGGCGUGCUGCGGAGCUUCCGCGUCGCCAAGGUGUUUCGUGAGAACUCGGACAAGAUCAACUGCUUCGACUUCAGCCCUAACGGCGAGACGGUCAUCUCCAGCAGCGACGACGACUCCAUCGUGCUGUACGACUGCCAGGAGGGCAAACCAAAGAGAACCCUGUACAGUAAGAAAUAUGGCGUGGACCUCAUCAGAUAUACUCAUGCAGCAAACACAGUCGUUUACAGCUCUAAUAAAAUAGAUGAUACUAUUCGUUACCUGUCCUUGCAUGACAACAAAUACAUCAGAUACUUUCCUGGACAUAACAAAAGGGUGGUGGCCUUGUCCAUGUCACCUGUGGAUGACACUUUCAUUUCUGGGUCUCUUGAUAAGACCAUUCGACUCUGGGAUCUCCGGUCUCCUAACUGCCAGGGCCUCAUGCACUUACAGGGCAAACCAGUUUGUUCUUUUGAUCCAGAAGGGUUAAUUUUUGCUGCAGGCGUCAAUUCUGAAAUGGUCAAACUCUAUGACCUCCGCUCUUUUGAUAAGGGGCCAUUUGCAACAUUUAAGAUGCAGUACGAUCGGACUUGUGAGUGGACAGGACUCAAGUUCAGCAAUGAUGGCAAACUCAUCCUCAUCUCCACCAACGGCAGCUUCAUUCGUCUUAUUGACGCAUUCAAGGGAGUGGUGAUGCACACGUUUGGGGGUUAUGCCAACAGCAAAGCUGUCACACUGGAGGCCUCGUUUACUCCAGAUUCCCAGUUUAUUAUGAUCGGUUCAGAGGAUGGCAAGAUCCAUGUCUGGAAUGGAGAGAGCGGUAUAAAAGUAGCUGUGUUGGAUGGCAAACAUACAGGUCCCAUUACCUGUUUGCAGUUCAACCCCAAGUUCAUGACUUUUGCCAGUGCAUGUUCCAACAUGGCCUUCUGGUUGCCCACCAUUGAUGACUGAUCCUGAUGCUGUUUGGCUAUUUCUGUACAGUGAGUGUGGCCAGCAGGAAAAAAACUCAGAGGGGACUGAUCUAAUAUUGGGACUUGAUCGUUUGACUGGGCUGGAGAGCAUCCUUCCACAUGGCCUUCCCAUGGAUGUGCUGUACAUCUGCUCAAAAGAAAAAAAGUACUUUGCCAAGCUUCUUCAAAAGGACUCUUGGUGGGGCAUAUUCAAUUGGGACUCUAAAUUUUCUAGCCGUCAACUGCACCAAGCUCCUCCAGAGGAUGACCAGACAGACUCAUGAUUAGGGUAUAGUGGGGCCCUUAAGGCACCUUCAAUUUUGAAUGUAUUUGCUGCUGAGGAGCUAGUGAAGUUAUUAAUUCUGCACAUCCCCUCUCCCAUCCCCCGUAAAUGCAUGGGAAGCCACAGUUCUGGUUUGAGAUGUUAGAGCAGUUCAGUGCACCUUGUCCUCACCCUGCAUGUCUUAUUAUUGGUUUCCCUGUGUUAUUGUGGUAUAAUCCACAACCUUCAUGUUACUUAGGUGCCAAACAUUUACAGAAAUAAGUCUUCAUAUAUCUUGGGGUCAGAAAGGGACAGAUACAGAAAGACCUUGUUGCUAGGAAGCUUGCAAGUUAUAGUCAUUUGAGGGUGGACGAUCUAGACAUGCCUCAUGCUCUGGGUUUUGGUGGGAAAAUACCCAAGAACCUAAAAGGGAGGAAGGGGACUGGGAGGUUUAGCAGUAGCCUAGUGUGGUCCCUCGUCAUCAAGACAAACCCAUGGUCCUCCUGGGUGUCUACCCAGUGUGGUCGUGUACAAAAGCAAGGGAGUCUAUUUUUGUACAUGAGAUACAUCAUACUUUCAUGUGGGGCCAGUAUUGUGGAGUAAGUUUGAGUUGUUUACAUUGAUGCCUUCCCUGCCCACCACAAAUGGUGUACAUAGUCUGAUGAUGAUACCAUCCCUUUCCAGCUCUCAACCAUGAGCUGGCUCCAGGCCUGUGUUAUAUGUUAUAUUAGCCUUUUUAUAUAUGACCUGGGAUUUCUGUUGUUUGUAUUCUAGCACAGUGUGUACACCUUCACUUAAAUAUAUCUAAGUAUGUGCAUACAUAUAUAUGUAUACUAGAGGCCCAGUGCAUGGCAUUUGUGCACUGGGGCAGGGUUCCUUCAGCCUGGCCUGCACCCUCUUGUAGUCUGGGACCCCUUGGGGGAUGUCCGCCUGCCGGCUUAGAUUUAUUCCCCAUGUUGGGAGUUGGCCUAAGCUGGCAGGUGGACAUCCCCAAGGGGUCCUUAGCACUGCUGCAGAGGUGGGAGAGGCUACCACCACUGCCCAUGCACUCAUCCAGCUGAACCUAGCUUCUGGCUGAGCGGCACUCCCCCUGUGGGAGCGCACUGACCACUACGGGGCAGCUCCUGCAUUGAGCAUUUGCUCCCUAGUGGUCAGUGCAUGUCAUGCGACUGGUCAUUUCAUCUUUCAGUCAAUUUGGACUUUAGGGUUUUAUUAGGGUGUAUGUAUGCAUAUAUAUAAAAUACCUGUUGUUUCUUGGAGUUUAGCUGAAGGACAGACUGGGGAAAGACUGCAUUUUUGUUAAUAGUAUUUGCCACAAGUGUUUGUGAGUCUUCCCUAUUACAUUUCCCCUUAGAAGACUUAACGGAGCAAAGCUUCAAGUGUUUGCUAUUCCCAUGGCAGCUAAUUGAGGGUCUUGGGACAACUUCCUUGUGUUCAUCAAGCUGCACUUUGGGGCCCUCUCUGCAGUAUUAGCCCCCUUUUUUGCCUGGUGAUACUCUGUCUGCACCUUUAUAUGUGUGACAGUCACUUCUGCAUGCCUUUUGUGUCUGGCUUACAGUAUUGGGACAGGAUGCUGCAACCAUGGCAUUUUCAGUUUGGGGCUUUACCAAUUACAGGUCACUCCUGUUUACCUGUUAGGUCUUUCUUGUUCCUGUUCCUUGCCUUCUCUUUGGAGAGGGAGGGGUCCUGACCAGGGUUGAGAUGAGCUGUGGCUAGCUUAUGGCUUUUUCUCCCCUGCAUGGCCUUCUUAGAGCAGGAUGAAUGAAUGGCAUGUUAUUUUACUAAAUUCCCAAACAUUUAAUGAAGCAGGUAACAUAUUCCCUGCACUUUCAGAAACAGACUCAACAAGAUGAUUUAAUAGAAUACAUGUCUGCUAGCGGGAAAGCAAGCCAUUACUGCCUCUGUUCAGCAGCAGAAAUAGGCUAUGAAUUAUAAGCAGUUACUAUUUUGUUUUAGCAGUUACUUUUUUUUUCUUUUAAUCUUCACCCAAGGAUAUUUUUUCCAUUGAUUUUUAGAAAGGGAAGGAGGGAUAAACAUCAAUGUGAGAGAUGCAGUAAAUGGUUGCUUCCUGCACAUGCUCCUGACCGUGGCCAGGAUCAAACCUGGUGCAGGCUGAUGCUCUAACCACUGUGAAACACUGGCCAGGGCUAGCAAUUUUGACUUGUUCCUCAAACUUAAAGGUUAAGGGGCAUGCAUCUUUCUCAAUGCCGACUAGGACUUGCGGCUUCAGUGAUACCCACUUUAUAUAGCUUAGCCGUUUAAUAGUGAAGGAAAUUUUAGAAACCAAAUGAACUGAGCUGUUUACUGCCCGCUGCUGGCUUUCCCAGGUUAGAAAAUUCAUGGUAGGGAUAACUUGAGAGAGAGCUUGUAACAGGGUUAAUAGAAACCUGCAUAAUUAACAUAUCUGUUACCAGAGCAGCUACAAGCAUGAUUUUCCUAUCAGCAGGAAAAUGUAUUGAGUUGUGUGUCCAAAGCUGAGGUACCAUGUCCUUUGAAAACAUGCACUCAUGGCCUCUAUAAGGACCUGACUCCUUAAUUGGGGAGGAAAGGAAAGCGAUACAGCUGGAAGUGACGAGAUGAUGUUGGGAAUAAGGCAGAAUAAAGAGAAUAAAGGCUGUUGGCCAAAGAGGCUGAAGGCUGGGGCCAUGGAUGCUCUCAGUGGAGCCAGAGGUGCUUGAAUUCUCAGUGGGUGGGGCUGCUCACCACUUUCAAGUCUGUGCCAGAGCUACCGAUUUGUGAUAGUUAACAGCACUGCAUUCUUCAGCCACCAGCUAGUGGGUUAUUGUUAUUAUUUUUAAGAAAAAAUUCCUGGUUGCAAUAAUACAUGUUUAUUAAAGAAAAUUUGGAAAUUUUAAAAAGAAUCAGUUUUCCACCCAAACGCUAUCGCUGUUAAUCUUUUGGUGUUAAGUGUUCCUCUAGACAUUUCUGUGUGUAGAUUUUUGGUGUGUUUACAUAGUUGUUAUUCUACUGUAUAUACUAUUUUAUGUCUCUUUUGUACUUAACAUAAACAUUUUUCCAUGUUAUCUGUUAAACAG
Pipistrellus kuhlii (Kuhl's pipistrelle) is the source of this 4541-nucleotide messenger RNA. RefSeq names its product WD repeat domain 82 (gene WDR82). Bases 304 to 1245 code for a protein of 313 amino acids. The transcript is spliced from 9 exons. Gene Ontology annotation, cellular component: Set1C/COMPASS complex. Lineage: Eukaryota; Metazoa; Chordata; Mammalia; Chiroptera; Vespertilionidae. Gene Ontology annotation, molecular function: protein binding; chromatin binding. The record is from RefSeq and is a predicted model, not a curated record.